Molecule: messenger RNA, 2063 nt
Organism: Amaranthus tricolor (Joseph's coat)
Lineage: Eukaryota; Viridiplantae; Streptophyta; Magnoliopsida; Caryophyllales; Amaranthaceae
Product: sugar transport protein 13-like
Exons: 5
Coding region: 243-1844 (533 amino acids)
Biological process (GO): monosaccharide transmembrane transport
Cellular component (GO): membrane
Molecular function (GO): monosaccharide transmembrane transporter activity
Source: RefSeq, a predicted model, not a curated record
AAUUUCUAUUCCUAAUUCGUUUCAUUUCAUUUGGAUUGGAUUAACCUCAUUUAUUUCUCUCUCCUAUUUAAACCCAAAUCCGAACUUAGACCCGUAUCCGAGUCCAAUCACAAUCACUAUCAGUCCACCUUAUAGUUUACUAUUAUAAAUACACCUUCAGUUAAGAUUCUCUAUUCACCUUCACAACUCAUUACUCACACAAAACAGAAGAGACAAAUCUAAUUCAAGAGAGAGAAAAUAGAAUGCCUGCCGGAGGAUUUUCCGCGCCGGCGAAUGCCGCCGGAGUUAUUUUCGAAGCCAAGAUUACGCCGAUCGUCAUUAUUUCUUGUAUAAUGGCUGCCACCGGCGGUCUAAUGUUUGGUUAUGACGUCGGUAUUUCAGGAGGAGUGACAUCAAUGAACCCAUUUUUGAAGAAGUUUUUCCCAGUGGUGUACCGAAAAAAGAAUUCACCGGAUGCGAAUCAAAGUAACUAUUGUGAAUAUGACAACCAAGGGCUACAAUUGUUCACAUCAUCAUUAUACCUUGCUGCUUUAGUUGCAACAUUUUUUGCAUCUUAUACAACAAGACAAUUAGGAAGGAGACUCACUAUGCUCAUUGCUGGUUUCUUCUUUAUUGCUGGUGUUGUUCUUAAUGCUGCUGCUCAAGAUCUUGCUAUGCUUAUUGUUGGUAGGAUUUUGCUUGGUUGUGGUGUUGGUUUUGCCAAUCAGGCAGUUCCGGUGUUUCUAUCAGAGAUAGCACCCACCCAAAUAAGAGGAGGCCUUAAUAUUUUAUUUCAACUCAACGUCACAAUCGGCAUUCUUUUCGCCAGCUUGGUCAAUUAUGGCACCGAUAAGAUGAAAGGAGAAAAUGGAUGGAGGGUGUCAUUAGCAAUAGCAGGAGUUCCAGCUGUUAUGCUGACCCUAGGAGCUCUUCUAGUUACAGACACCCCAAACAGCCUGAUCGAAAGAGGGCGAUUAGACGAAGGCAAAGCAGUCCUUAGAAAAAUCAGGGGCACUGAUAACAUAGAACCCGAGUUCUUAGAACUAGUCGAAGCUAGUCGUAUGGCUAAACAAGUCCAACACCCUUUCCGAAAUCUCCUUAAGCGAAGAAAUCGACCUCAACUUGUUAUCGCGAUUGCAUUACAAGUCUUCCAGCAAUUUACAGGUAUAAAUGCAAUCAUGUUUUAUGCACCAGUCUUGUUCAACACCUUAGGAUUUGGAAGCAAUGCAUCCCUUUACUCUGCUGUCAUCACUGGUGCUGUUAAUGUUCUGUCGACUGUUGUCUCGAUUUACUCUGUCGACAAAGUUGGAAGACGUCUCCUUCUCCUUGAGGCCGGAGUUCAAAUGUUCUUCUCUCAGGUGAUCAUAGCCAUAAUCCUCGGACUCAAGCUCAAGGAUCAUUCCAACCACCUAUCCCAUGGAUAUGCCAUCUUUGUUGUUAUAAUGGUGUGUACCUUUGUUGCUUCUUUCGCCUGGUCAUGGGGCCCUCUCGGAUGGCUAAUACCUUCGGAAACCUUCCCCUUGGAAACACGGUCAGCAGGGCAGAGUGUGACAGUCUGUGUUAACAUGCUCUUCACAUUUGUUAUCGGACAGGCUUUCUUGUCUAUGCUUUGCAAGUUCAAGUAUGGAAUUUUCCUAUUCUUUUCGGGUUGGGUCUUAAUUAUGUCUCUUUUCGUGGUUUUCUUGCUUCCCGAGACAAAGAAUAUCCCGAUUGAGGAGAUGACCGAGAGGGUUUGGAAGAAGCAUUGGUUUUGGAAGCGAUAUAUGGAUGAUGAAGAUGGCUAUAUGGAUGGUAUUGAGGUUAAUGGUAUCAAAGAUGCUAAAAAGAACAAGCAAUUUAGUAAUGGGUCUGUUCCUGCACCUUAAUUUUGGUGAAGUGUAGAUGGAUGAUAAGAAAUCAUAUCAUUGUUUAGUAGUAAUUUCUUAUUUUCUUUUACAGUAUCUUUAAAUUAAAUGCAAAGGGUAAAUAGGCUAGUAUUGAUAAUUUGGGUACAUGACUAGCAAAAAUAGUGCCCAUACUGAUACUAUAUUUUAUGUUGUAGGAUUUUAUUACAAUGAAUGAACAGGUUCCAUAGUUCUGGAAUU